Coccomyxa subellipsoidea C-169 is the source of this 864-nucleotide messenger RNA. Its product is annotated as protein serine/threonine phosphatase 2C. Gene Ontology annotation, molecular function: protein serine/threonine phosphatase activity. The transcript has 5 exons. The record is from RefSeq and is a predicted model, not a curated record. The annotation marks the transcript as partial. Gene Ontology annotation, biological process: protein dephosphorylation. NCBI's taxonomy places the organism in Eukaryota, Viridiplantae, Chlorophyta, Trebouxiophyceae, Coccomyxaceae.
GGAGCGAGGCCAUACAUGGAAGACCGGCAUGUCAUUGUGGCAAAUUAUAGCCCCACAGGGGGGCGGGGCCUGCUCGACUCGGAUGGCAUUCCCCGCAGCUACGCUGCAGUCUUUGACGGCCACAAUGGCUCACAGUCUGCAGAGGAUGCCUGCUCUAGGAUGCACGUGCUGCUGGCGGCGGAGCGCGGCUUUGCCGGCUGCACGGGCGCGGCCGGCGGCCCCGGCGCCGACGCGGAGGCGGCUGGCAUGCGCGCCGCGCUGGAGAGCGCCUUUCUGGCAGUGGACCGGGAGAUCUUGGACCGCGCGCGGCGCGAGGGCGGCCGAGACGGCAGCUGCGCCCUGGUCGCUGUCCGCAUUGGGGACUCGCUAUGGACAGCACAUGCAGGGGACAGCCGCGCUGUUCUGUCGCGCGGUGGGAAAGCAGUGCGGCUGACCGAAGAUCACAAGCCGAGCCUGGAGCGGGAGCGGAAGAGGGUGCUGGACAGCGGGGGGCGCGUGGAGUUCCAGAGGUGCUGGCGCAUCAUUGCGGCGGGCACCAACGAGGACGCCGGCCGCUUCACGGGUCUCGCCAUCUCGCGCUCCCUCGGUGACCUCGGCUUCAAGGAGCCUCGCCUGUUUGUGGAGCGGAUACCGGAUGUGGGCAGGGAGCAGCUGCUGCCGGGGGACUCCAUGAUCAUCAUGGCCAGCGAUGGGCUGUGGGACGUCCUGGGAGACCAAGACGCCGUCAAUAUCGCCGAGGUAAUUGCCUGUUCCCCUGUUACUGCCUGUCACCCCGCACAAGGCAAUGCAGUUUGCGCAGGAGUUGCUUUGAUACAGCCCACAUUUGCCCGGGCUGGCCAGGGGAGGUUGGUAGUGAUCAAAUAG